AAAACAGCUGAUCGAAAGCCAUGUCGUGAGACACUAUUUUUCGAGUUGGAUUAAAGCCUUUUAAUGUAUGUACUUCGCAUGACGCCAAAUUUUCUUGGAUUCAGAGUUCCUGAAAGUCUAGAGUCUGACAGAAAAGUGACAUUAUUAAUUGUUCUGCAAGGAGGGAGUUCCAGCAAGUUAAUUCAAAACCACGUCAUGAAUGAACACAGUGUUUUGUGUCCACUGUUUUUAAUGAAUGGCUGCUAUCAUGGAGGACACGGGAUUAGGUAUGGGAGUUCCUGACAACACAGUUGAAUUCCUUACCGUCAAGGAAGAGAAUAUUGAAGAUAUCAGUGAAGAGAAUGACCUUAAACUAAAAGAAGUCAUCAAGGAUAUUGAGGAAGUGAAUGCAAUUUAUAUCAAGACAGAAUAUGAGGUAAAUACAAGUAAUGAAAGUCCAAUUCAAGAAGAAAUCAACAAUCUGAAGGAAGCAGUUUCAAAUGGCUCAGAUGUUUUGAUGUGUGAAGAGGAAGAUCCAUUGCUCUUGACAGAGCCAUUUCCUUCUGAGGUCUCUAGGGACUGCUGCUCACCAGACCAGACAUUCCAUAAGAAAGGCAGUGAUGAGGAAUUGCACAAAAGGCCAGAUGCAAAAGAGAAACGUUUCAUUUGUGAGAUCUGUAACAAGAAAUUCACUCGCAGGAGUAUGCUUUUAGUUCACAUUAGAGUACAUACAAGAGAAAAGCCCUAUAGUUGUGAUGUUUGCAACAAGGGCUUCUCUCAGAAAUAUCACUUGGUGGAACAUGUGAGAAUCCAUACGAAAGAGAAGCCUUAUACCUGUGAUAUAUGUUCUAAACCUUUCAGUGUGAGAAGCAAUCUUGUGAAACACAUGAGAGUGCAUACAAAGGAGAAACCAUUUAGUUGUGAUAUGUGCAAUAGAGCUUUCUCUGAGAAAGCUGCUCUGGUAAGACAUGUGAGAGUACAUACAAAAGAGAAGCCAUUUAGUUGUGCGAGAUGUAGUAGACAAUUCUCUGAGAAAAGUAACCUAAUGAAGCACUUGCGAGUGCACAUGCGAGUGCCUGAUAAGUAUGGAAAGAUAGGAAAAGGCAUUCCCCAUUGAAUAUAAAAUUUGUUGAUAGUUAUACUUAUGUAUAUAUUUCAGAUAUCUAGGUUGAUAUCUUUGUACUGAGUUAAAGUUUAAUUGUAGUUGCAUUAGAAACAAGUUCUUUUGCAGUUUCUACUCGCCCCCC
Penaeus monodon (black tiger shrimp) is the source of this 1226-nucleotide messenger RNA. RefSeq names its product zinc finger protein 271-like. Gene Ontology annotation, molecular function: DNA-binding transcription factor activity, RNA polymerase II-specific; RNA polymerase II cis-regulatory region sequence-specific DNA binding. Gene Ontology annotation, cellular component: nucleus. Gene Ontology annotation, biological process: regulation of transcription by RNA polymerase II. Bases 236 to 1096 code for a protein of 286 amino acids. Lineage: Eukaryota; Metazoa; Arthropoda; Malacostraca; Decapoda; Penaeidae. The transcript has 2 exons. The record is from RefSeq and is a predicted model, not a curated record.